AAUGAGAUCCUCUCCGCUAUGGCCAUGCUGUCUGGAAACACCUGUCUGUCCUUCCACCAGCAAACCAAGGACCAAAGACCAUCGGAUCAUCUGAUCUUCACGCCUGGCAAAGGAUGCGCCUCUUAUGUGGGCUGCAUCGGCGGAGAGCAGCCCAUAUUAAUAUCCCCCCUGUGCACUGUGGGGAACAUUGCCCAUGAGAUUCUUCACGCGCUUGGCUUCCACCACGAACACACAAGGAUGGACCGUGAGCAGUACAUCACUGUUCUCUCUCAAAAUAUUAUGACCGGGAAGGAGAUAAACUUCCAUGAGAAACGGGGGAAAACGUUUGGCCUUCCUUAUGACGUCACUUCUAUCAUGCACUACGGACGAGGGUUUUUCUCUGCGAAUGGUCUGCCCACCAUCGUCUCAAAAGAAGAUGUCCAGGAGAUGGGACAGAGGGAGAACCUGACAGAGCUGGACGUCCAGAGAGUUCAUCACCUCUACAACUGCAAUUCCACAGAAAAAGAGACUGAGGAGGAAAGUAAUGGUGCAUACCUGAACAGUGAGGAGGAAGAGCAGGAUACAGACCCCAUGAUCCAGAGUUUAAAGGUUUUCCUCAGUGACCAGAAUCGUAUUUCUGCCAACAAAACACAGGGAAGCCACACACCUUCAAGUAUAGCAGCCCCUGAUUCACUGCAGAGCCUGGAUAUGGCCACUGGAGCUGACAAUAACCACACAACCAAUCAUACUACAUGCUGAGACAAUGAUGGACUCAUUUCAUGAAUAAAACCACAACAUAAAGACCAAUAUCUCAUGGAUUUCUCUUUUUAACUGAGGUAUUUCAUAUGACAUCAAGAGUG
This is a messenger RNA of Solea solea (common sole), 839 nucleotides long. Its product is annotated as zinc metalloproteinase nas-4-like. Lineage: Eukaryota; Metazoa; Chordata; Actinopteri; Pleuronectiformes; Soleidae. The record is from RefSeq and is a predicted model, not a curated record. Gene Ontology annotation, biological process: proteolysis. The annotation marks the transcript as partial. The transcript is spliced from 5 exons. Gene Ontology annotation, molecular function: zinc ion binding; metalloendopeptidase activity.